Fraxinus pennsylvanica is the source of this 372-nucleotide messenger RNA. The record is from the annotation of a GenBank genome assembly. Lineage: Eukaryota; Viridiplantae; Streptophyta; Magnoliopsida; Lamiales; Oleaceae.
AUGGACAAUUUUGGCCACAUUCAACGAGAUGUAAUCAUCGAGAUCUUGUCAAGGUUGCCUGUGAAAUCUCUGCUACGAUUCAAAUGUGUUUGCAAAUCAUGGCUUUCCACCAUUGCAGGCUGUAGUUUUGUUUAUGAGCAUUUCAAUAAGGCACUUGCGGACUGCAAAAAAGCUCAGCUUCUAAUCAGGUAUUAUGAUGGUGAUACACAGGAAGACGUCUUCUCCUUGUUCACAAAUGACCAACUGAAGGCCCCAACAUAUUUGAGACUUCGUACGAAGCCUAAGCGUCAUUUCGAAGUUAUAUGGGACCCUGCCAUGGUCUACUCUGUCUUUAUGACUUCUCUUCUAAUGAGUUAUGCCUAUGGAAUUUAG